AUGGCCGCCUCCCUGAACCGGAUGAAUCAGAUCACAAGUUUACAGCCUCAAACCGGGCCGUCUGCCAUGGAAUCCCUUCGCAAAUGCACCUUUCUUCUCAUAGUCGUGUCUUUACUCUGUCGACUAUCGCUAGCGGACGAUUUCGAGCUGGAGGAAUUCUUGAAACGGGAAUAUUCUCUCAUCAAACCGUAUCGAGGUCUGGGCUUCUCCAGCUCUUCCCAGUGGGAUCUUAUGGGCACAGCAGUGGUCACCCCUGACUACAUACGCCUGACCCCAGACUCCCAGAGCAGACAGGGGGCAGUGUGGAGCCGUGUGCCUUUUUAUCUACGCGACUGGGAGCUGAAAGUGCAUUUUAAAAUUCACGGACAAGGAAAGAAGAAUUUCAACGGUGACGGCCUGGCAAUCUGGCUGACCAAGGAGCGAAUGCAGAACGGUCCUGUGUUUGGGAACAUCAAUAAAUUCACGGGGCUGGGCAUUUUUGUGGACACCUACCCCAACGCAGAGAAGCAACAUGACAGGCUUCAGAUUGGGGCUCAGGUAGAGUCACUCCUACACAGAGGGAGACAGAGCAUGUUCUGUGGUGUUCUCAUCAAACCUUCCUUCAGUUUAUGUUUCUAA
Molecule: messenger RNA, 618 nt
Organism: Knipowitschia caucasica
Lineage: Eukaryota; Metazoa; Chordata; Actinopteri; Gobiiformes; Gobiidae
Source: the annotation of a GenBank genome assembly